Acanthoscelides obtectus is the source of this 2490-nucleotide messenger RNA. The record is from the annotation of a GenBank genome assembly. Lineage: Eukaryota; Metazoa; Arthropoda; Insecta; Coleoptera; Chrysomelidae.
AAAAUCCUUGCCUUUGCAAUUUUGCAAGUUAUCGUAAUCUGGGUUACUACGUCAACAACAUUGUUUUCACAGUAUAAUUAUGACUAUACCUAUUAAGUAGUAGAACUGUAAAGUAAUAAACUCACGGUUACACAUUUUUCUCAAAAACUGUGUACAAGUUUACACAUUAUGGUCUACCUAUGGGAGCAUUUUGUUACAAUGAAAAUGUUUACAACAGUAUUUCUGAAGGACUGGUGCUUGGAGUUUAAAAUUAAUUACUAGUUCGCAUGCAACUGGAUAAAUGUAGAUUAAAAUUAACAUUUGUUUGAUAAGAGUUCAGUCAAUUAUAAGUGUCUGAUGGCAAGAAGUGUGUCGACGGGAUACAACGAAAUCAUUAGCAACUACUGAUAACGAAAUUUGUGUAAGUUCUUGAAAAAUGCAUAGAAAAUUGCGUUAUCUCGCUAUAACCUUAUAAUAAAGGAACAGUGUGCAACACUAGUGGUGAGAUCGUUUUGAGAAAUGCUUCAUAAUCUUAUUUCAGAGAAUCAGCCUAUGAAUUGUUCCAGGAAUGGCUAAUCCUUGGCACAUCCAGAAAGUCCAGCGACUUUCCAACAAGGUUCGCAUGAAGCAGGCAUGAGGCUUAGGCGCAGAAAAAAUAGGUACCAGGUGAGCGGAUGGAAAGUAAUAAGGAGAUGUGUAGUGUUCUUUACCGCUGUUUGUGUAGUACCAGUACUGUUGGUACUACUAGUAGCCACAGAUCAUUACAUGAGACCGGUGAGGAAGAUCGGUUACGUACAACGUCUGACAAAAGAAAAGCAGAUAGAAGAUAAAGUAUUCCUGAAUCGCGACAUGAACGAAGUCAAACAACGACUAGAUCAGCGUAGACGCCAUAUGAAACGCACCUGCAAACUGUUGGGUCUGGACAAACCUGGAAACGACACCCUUCACAGGCCCAACCCAUGGGAGUUUCUGGUUGAUACCAAGAACAAGCUGGUUUGGUGCAACGUUUUCAAAGCAGCCAGCACUUCGUGGAUGUACAACUUCAAUAUACUGGCUGGUUAUAGUCCACGGUUCCUUAGCAAAAGUAAGCUAGUUCCCAUGGCGCUAGCUAGGCAACGCUACCCUAGACCUUCUCUAGAAGCCUUAAGAAAAGCAUUCAACGAUUCUGUAUCAUUUUUGAUAGCACGGCAUCCUUUUGAAAGAUUAUUGUCAGCAUAUAGAGACAAAUUGCAGUAUGCUUUGCCUCACACCCAUCAUCAGAAGCUAGGUCAAGAGAUAAUAAAGAAGUACAGGGAAAAGCUAAAGAAACAGCAACAGAACAUUUCUCAGCAACGAUGGCCUACAUUUCCCGAGUUUGUUGUAUAUCUGCUGGAUUCGAUCAGAAGUGGUCAAGCUCCAGAUAUGCAUUGGGCACCUAUUACUCAAUUCUGCACUCCCUGUAUGUUUGACUUUAAAAUUAUAGCGCAUACGGAAACUUUACAAGAUGAACAGGUUUAUUUAAUCAAGGUGGCUAAAUUAGAGCAUCUUGUCAAGCCUGAAUGGAGAAAUGCAGGCAAAGGAGCUACGUCACAAAACCUUAAGAAGUACUAUUCUCAGCUUACUAGGUCGCAAAUACUGCAGCUAUAUCAUUUUUAUAGGUAUGACUUCGAAUUAUUCAACUAUUCAGUACAAGAUUACCUGCAAAUGGGAAUACCAGACAGCGAUCCAAAUUUGCUGCUAUCUGCUAUAGCUACUAAAGAUUUUCAUCCAAAUGAGUGGCCCAAGAUUUAUUAGAUGCAGUUAACAGAUGGUGAACUUAUAAGGUGAAAAGUUGUAACUAAAAAUCUAAGGAAUGAAGUAUAUUAGAUUUAUAACACUAUUUACGUUGCAAAAUAAAUUCAUUAUGAGAAGCGUGUGUACGCCUCCUAAUAUGAUAAUCAAAAUAACACAAAAAUAUUAAAUCCUUAAAUGACAGCUAACAUCGUUGAUGUUUGUAGAUUAUAAUCUUUUGCAGAUAUUUCGAAAGAAAUAAUACAAAAACUAGGAAUAGUUACUAUUUUCUUUCACCAUAUUGUCACAGGUUAAGUACAGACUAGGGGAAGCUACGAAAAAAAACUGAGCACCAACGGCCACCAGGAAAGAAGCAUAAAAUAGUGAAUUUUGGAGUAAUCUCACAUUUCACCUGUCUUUUCAUCUAUAGUUCACUUAUUGAUCGAGUAAAGUGAGAGAGAAAAUAUAGAAAUAGCAGGCUAAGUUUCAUAAGCUACAUUAUGUUUAAGUUACUGUUUCAAUGAAACCAUUAAAAACAAGAAUAAAAAACUAUGCUAAAGUAUUUAUUCACUCAUUCUAUGCCUUGUUAUUAAUUUGUAAAUAUAUUUUAGAAAAUCUUCAUUUGUAUAUUUUUAUAAGCUCAAGUAGAACGUAAGAAUUUAUUUGUGAAUAUGAUCAAGUCAAUACAUCUUAGAAGAAAACAGUUAAUCAAUUUUCUGUAAAAAUCGUAUCAAAAAAUAAAGCUCAUAGGACCAUUAGAUA